CCAAGGAGCGCACCCAGUGUUGUAACUGUGGAGGUAAACAUGGCCGCCCUCGGACCUCUGUCAAGAAUAACCCGGCUUGGAUGCAACUUCUGUCGGAACCACCGUUUGGUGUUUAACAGAAACUCUCAGAAACGAGGAAUAGCUUCGUGUAUUGACCCUUCAUAUGGACUCACAGACGAGCAGAAAGAGUUUCAGAAAGUGGCCUUUGACUUUGCAGCCAAUGAAAUGGCUCCACACAUGGCAGAGUGGGACCAAAAGGAAGUCUUCCCAGUGGAGACGAUGCGGAAAGCAGCCCAGUUAGGUUUCGGUGGGAUCUACACUCGGCCGGAGGUCGGGGGGUCAGGCCUCUCUCGUCUGGACACGUCCAUCAUUUUUGAGGCCCUUUCCACAGGAUGCGUUAGCACCACAGCUUACAUUAGCAUCCACAACAUGUGUGCCUGGAUGAUUGACACCUUUGGGAAUGACGAGCAGAGGGAGAGGUUCUGUCCUGACCUCUGCUCCAUGGAAAAGUUUGCAUCCUACUGUCUGACUGAACCAGGCAGUGGCAGUGACGCCGCUUCACUCCUCACAUCCGCUCAGCGGAAAGGGGACCAUUAUGUCUUAAAUGGCUCCAAGGCGUUUAUCAGUGGGGGAGGAGACACCGACGUGUAUGUUGUGAUGUGCAGAACGGGAGGCAAAGGGCCUAAAGGAAUCUCAUGUUUGGUGGUGGAGAAGGGAACACCAGGCCUCAGUUUUGGCAAAAAGGAGAAGAAGGUAGGCUGGAACUGUCAGCCAACCAGGGCCGUGAUAUUCGAGGACUGUUCCGUCCCGGCGACCAACCGACUGGGCGAGGAAGGACAAGGCUUCAACAUCGCAAUGAAGGGCCUGAAUGGAGGCAGGAUUAAUAUCGCUUCCUGUUCUCUGGGAGCAGCGCACGCCUCCGUGCUGCUGGCGAGGGAUCACCUGUUGGUGCGGAAGCAGUUUGGCAAAACGCUCGCCAACAACCAAUUUCUGCAGUUCAAACUGGCAGAAAUGGCCACCAAGCUGGUGGCAUCUCGCCUGCUGGUGCGCGAGGCCGCCACGGCGCUACAGGAGAACCGAGCCGACGCCGUUUCGCUCUGCUCCAUGGCCAAGCUUUUCGUUACGGAUGAGUGCUUCAACGUGUGCAACCAGGCUCUCCAGAUGCACGGUGGCUACGGUUACCUGAAGGACUACGCGGUGCAGCAGUUUGUGCGGGACAUUCGAGUCCAUCAGAUUCUUGAGGGAACCAACGAGGUGAUGAGGAUGAUUAUUUCUCGAAACCUGCUCACAGAGUCGUGAUAAAUCUGUUCCCACCGCCUCCAAACGGACCACGUAGUUGUGGUCUUGAUUUAUUGCGACAGUGUGGCCGGUCCUGAUCACACUUCUUCCAGUUUUGACAGAAAUUAUCAGAGAGGUUGGUGUAAAUGAGAUGUUAUUUUUGAGGUGAAGCAUCAGAUUAUUUGCUGCGUUCUGAGCUGUGACAGGGCUCUUAAGGUGGAAAUCAAGUUUAUCCUCUAAUGCAAAGUGCAGCACCUUAUCAGGAACUGCACAGGUUUUCAUGUAUUAAAGUCUACAAUCAUAGUUCAUUAAAACUAAAAUAUUGGCCACAUAAAUGUUUUUCUGAUUUAUCUGCCUAAGU
This is a messenger RNA of Poecilia latipinna (sailfin molly), 1639 nucleotides long. RefSeq names its product acyl-CoA dehydrogenase family, member 8 (gene acad8). The transcript has 11 exons. The record is from RefSeq and is a predicted model, not a curated record. Gene Ontology annotation, molecular function: acyl-CoA dehydrogenase activity; flavin adenine dinucleotide binding. Gene Ontology annotation, biological process: lipid metabolic process. Gene Ontology annotation, cellular component: mitochondrion. Bases 40 to 1299 code for a protein of 419 amino acids. NCBI's taxonomy places the organism in Eukaryota, Metazoa, Chordata, Actinopteri, Cyprinodontiformes, Poeciliidae.